Aegilops tauschii subsp. strangulata is the source of this 234-nucleotide messenger RNA. RefSeq lists its product as uncharacterized. The record is from RefSeq and is a predicted model, not a curated record. NCBI's taxonomy places the organism in Eukaryota, Viridiplantae, Streptophyta, Magnoliopsida, Poales, Poaceae.
UUUCUACAUAGAAGUAUAAUCUUAACUGCAAGAGCCAUAGAAAGUGCCACUGACGUGUAUCCCCACUCGUUGUCGUACCAGGAGACAAGCUUGACAAAGUUGUCGUUCAGAGCAAUCCCGGCCUUGGCAUCGAAGAUGCUGGACCUCAAUGGUAAACAACACCUGUUGUCACCCUGGAAGUCAGUGGAAACAAGGUCCUCAUCAACGUAACCCAAAAUGCCCUUGAGGUUUCCC